Messenger RNA from Nannospalax galili (Upper Galilee mountains blind mole rat), 768 nucleotides. Its product is annotated as pulmonary surfactant-associated protein A-like. Bases 22 to 768 code for a protein of 248 amino acids. The transcript is spliced from 4 exons. NCBI's taxonomy places the organism in Eukaryota, Metazoa, Chordata, Mammalia, Rodentia, Spalacidae. The record is from RefSeq and is a predicted model, not a curated record. Gene Ontology annotation, cellular component: multivesicular body; rough endoplasmic reticulum.
GAAGCAGCUGGAGUGGGAGCCAUGUUGCUGUGUUCUUUGACCUUCGCCUUCAUCUUGAUGGUGGUUUCUGGUAUCAAGUGCAAUGGGACAGAAGUGUGUGCUGGAAGCCCUGGCAUCCCUGGAACUCCUGGAAACCAUGGGUUACCCGGCAGAGAUGGAAGAGAUGGUAUCAAAGGAGAUCCUGGACCCCCAGGCCCUAUGGGUCCCCCUGGAGGAAUGCCAGGAGCCCCUGGGCAGGAUGGUCCACCAGGAGCCCCUGGUGCACCCGGAGAGCAUGGGGACAAGGGAGAGCCUGGCGAGAGGGGUCCUCCAGGCUUUCCAGCUUAUCUGGAUGAGGAACUGCAGACCGAACUCCAGAUGUUCAGACAUCAGAUCCUGCAAACAAUGGGAGUCCUCAGCUUGCAAGGGUCCAUGAUGGCCGUGGGAGAGAAGGUCUUCUCUACCAAUGGGCAGUCAGUCAACUUCGAUGCCAUUAGUGAGACAUGUACCAGAGCAGGUGGCAACAUUGCUGUUCCAAGGAACGCAGAGGAGAAUGAGGCUCUUGCAAGCAUCGUGAAGAAGUACAACACUUAUGCCUACUUGGGCAUGGUUGAGGGAGAGACUCCUGGAGAUUUCUACUACCUGGAUGGGGCCCCUCUGAACUACACCAAUUGGUACCAAGGGGAGCCCAGGGGUUGGGGCAAAGAGAAGUGUGUGGAGAUGUAUACAGAUGGGACAUGGAAUGACAAGAGCUGCCAGCAGUACCGCCUGACCAUCUGUGAGUUCUGA